CCCUGAGGGGGUCAGAGGCCCCGGGAUCCCGUGGCUGUAGACAGGCCCAGAGGAAGAGCAGGCCAUGGCCUGCGGAAAGAGAUCUGCCAGCCCCGCGCAUUGGCCCUGGGCAGUCAGUGCGAUGCGGCUGUUGGCCCGCUAGCUCCAGUCACCUCAGACCUCAGGCGCCCACACCGCCGCUCGGGGCCCAGAGAGACCCUGCACCCUCCCUGGGUGGUUAGGGUAUUCCUGCCCUCUAAGGGAAAAGACUGCCCUGGCUGCUGUGGCUCAGCGGAUUGAGGGCUGGCCUGCGAACCAAAAAGUCACUGGUUCGAUUCCCAGUCAGAGCACAGGCCUGGGUUGUGGGCCAGGUCCCCCGUAGGGGGCGCUCAAGAAGCAACUACACAUUGAUGUUUCUCUUCCCCUUUCUCUAAAAAUAAAAUCUUUUUAAAAAAUUAAAAAAUAGAAAAGUGAAGUUCCGAGUGCAGUCGAAGAGUGCUUUUCAGUUUCUGUUGAGGGGGUGUGAAAAAAACCAAAGGGCUAGUCUGUUGGUGACCAGAAAUUUCCACUUCGCUGUUUACGCGUAGCCAAGAGAAGGGAGGCGUCCUGGUUUGGCAAAUGCCUGAAACUCAACCCCAGGGAGAAGUGCAGCGGAGCCCCGCGGGGCAGGAGAGAGCUUUUAACGAGCACAGGCUGAGUUCCCCCGCUUACUGCCGGGCGCUCCCAGGGCUCUCAUCCGGUCGCUAAAACGCCUGGGAGGUUGGCCGCGGUGGUGGUAUUAGCUUUUCAGAUGAAGGUUCCAGAUGAUGCCAGGGGGAGGCCGGUAGCCCACUGGGAUUCCCGUCUCUACUGCCUGGGACCGGGUCCCCUGCUUGGAAGCUGCUGGACAGAGAGAGGGUCUAGGGAAGCGGGAUGGAGGUCCCAGGGUGAGACGAGUGGAAACAGGACCCCAGCUCCCUGCCUGGGGCGGCUCUGAGCCUAGAUGAGGGGGGUCUCGGGGCAAGAUUGGGUGCAGCCGCCAGAGUGGCGGGUGGUGGUCGGCGUCCUCCAAGCAGGGUUGUCACACUCCGCUCCUUAGGCUGGUCCUCACUCCUCCCCACCGCGCCGCAAGGUUCGCGGCUCCUUUAAGAGGCCCGGCCCUCCCCAGGCGUGGCUCGGGCCUGCCCUCUGGCCCGCCGGCCGCCGCCGCCGCCAUGGCCAAGGAGCUGCUGGAGGAUAAGCUGACCUGCGCCAUCUGCCUGGAGCUCUACGAGGACCCGGUGACGCUGCCCUGCGGCCACAACUUCUGCGGGGCCUGCAUCCGGGACGGGUGGAGCCGCCGCGAGAAGGCGUGCCCCGAGUGCCGGGCGCCCUUCCCGGACAGCGCCGAGCUGUGCCGCAACGUGGCGCUCACGGACGUGCUCAAAGUGGUGCGCGCCGAGCCCGCCCAGGCCCCCGGCCCCGCCGCGGCCCCACGCGCGGACUCCCGCGCCGACGGCGGCGCGCGCUGCCCCCUGCACGGGCGGCCGCUGGAGCUCUUCUGCCGCACCGAGGGCCGCUGCGUGUGCAGCGCGUGCACCGUGAGCGCGUGUCGCCUCCACGAGAGGGCGCUGCUGGAAGUUGAGCGCCAGGAGCGCGAGGCCCAGCUGAGAGCCAUGCGGGAGGUCACGCGGCAGCAGGCCACCCAGGCUGAGAGCCAGCUACAGGAGCUGCAGCAGCAGCACAGCCGCAUCCAGACCUCGGCCUGCAGCCUGGCUUCCAGGGUCUCUAGCAAGUUCAGCUGCCUGAUUCAGGCCCUGGAGAUGCGUCGGGACUUGGUACUGAGGGACAUCAGGGUGGCGGAGACACAGGCGCUGGCACAGGCCCAGGAGGAGGAACAGCGACUGCAGGGCCACCUGGAGGCCGCGACUCGCUUUGACCGCAGGAUCCAGGGCCUCCUGGAGCAGCUGGAUGACCCGACCUUCCUCCAGGAAUCACAGCUCCUGCAGCCGCCGGGGCCUCUGGGGCCACUGACUCCUGCCCGGUGGGACGCAGAUGAGCAGCUAGGGGGCCUGAAGGGGUGCCUGAGCCAGCUCUGCAGCCUCCUCUUGGACGAGGGCGGCCCCCACGGGGCACCAGCUGAGGCUGCUGACCUGGUUGCCAUGGAGGCCCCGGGUGCCCUGGCAUCGGCCCCAAGCCCAGUGUGUCCACUGAGGAGGAAACUCUGGCAGAAUUACCGCAAUCUGACCUUCGACCCCGAGAGCGCCAACCGCCACCUGCACCUGUCCCGGCAGGCCCAGCAGGUCAAGCACUGCCGAAAGCCCCGGGGCCCGGCCGAGCAGGGCAGCUUCGAGCUCUGGCAGGUCCAGUGCGCCCAGAGCUUCCGGGCGGGGCGGCACUACUGGGAGGUGCACACGUCUCAGCACUCGGUGACAGUGGGCGUCGCCUACCCGGAGCUGACGCGGCACAAGCUGGGGCCCCACACGGACAACAUCGGCCGCGGGCCCAGCUCCUGGGGGCUCUGCGUCCAGGAGGACAGCGCCCAGGCCUGGCACGACGGGAAGGCCCGGCGCCUCCCGAGGGUGUCGGGGAAGCUGCUGGGCGUGGACUUGGACCUGGCCUCUGGCUGCCUCACCUUCUACAGCCUGGAGCCCAAGGUCCGGCACCUGCACACCUUCCACGCCAUCUUCACCCAGCCCCUCUGCCCCAUCUUCUGGCUCCUGGAGGGUAGGACCCUGACCCUGUGCCAUAGGCCCGGGGCCGAGCCCCCUCCAGGGCUCCAGGAAGAGGCCUCUGGGCUUAGCUGAGGAAGGCACUGGAUGGGAAUCUGGGCUGGGAACAGGUGCCACUGCGCCCGUGUGCCCAAGAGCUGCCCAGCCCCUGGCCUGAGGACCUGAGGCCACCGCUAUAAUGGGACCAGCUGCUGGCCAGCCGACCGACUCGGGACCAGGCUGGGGGCCACUUGUGGGUGUGGGGAGGACCCCUCGCAACCAGAGUUCACUUUUCCAGCCUCUUGGAAGGGGACAGGGACUGGGAAUGGAAUAAAAUGGGAGGCCCCCGUCCCAGGCAGCCCAGUUCUCAGUGCCGCCUGGGCCUCAGAGGCUAGGGCAGGGCCCAGGGGCUCCUGGUCCCGGAGGAGAGCGUGUGCACUGAGGUACACGCCAGGGCGUGCGGCCAGCUAGCACACGUCAGCUCAGGGCACCUCCCACCGAAACAGGGCAGACCAGGGAGUGUCGGGGUGUGGGGAGCUGGGCCACACAAAGCAUUCCCACAGAAAACCCAGAGAAAGGGGGUUUUUACUUCUUCCUUCUUCCUGGUCUCUAUUUCUUUUUUUUUUUUUCUUAACAGUUUGGUAUAUUUUGGUCUGCUACUUUGUACAUCCUUGUGAUUGCCAUUUCAUAAACAGUUGUGUUUUCUGCAUUUUUCACAUGAUAAAAAUUGUUACCAGAGUGAUUACUAUAUAAACAAACAGUCCUUCUAGUGACUCUCAGGAUUUAUUUACACAUUACUGGACACUGAAGUUGUUUUAUUUAGGGCCAUAAAAAUAUUGCCGCAAUGAAUUUUUUUGAGCAGGGAGCUUUUUGUACAAGGUAAAGUGGAAUUGCUCUGUAGAAAAACAGUGAGCCAAGCCCUGGCUGCGUAGCUCAGUGGAUUGAGCGCGGGCUGUGAACCAGGCAACGCAGGUUCGAUUCCCAGUCAGGGUACAUGCCUGGGUUGCAGGCCAUGACCCCCAGCAUCCGCACAUGGAUGUUUC
Molecule: messenger RNA, 3691 nt
Organism: Phyllostomus hastatus (greater spear-nosed bat)
Lineage: Eukaryota; Metazoa; Chordata; Mammalia; Chiroptera; Phyllostomidae
Gene: TRIM65
Product: tripartite motif containing 65
Exons: 6
Coding region: 1173-2744 (523 amino acids)
Biological process (GO): positive regulation of autophagy
Molecular function (GO): zinc ion binding; protein binding
Source: RefSeq, a predicted model, not a curated record